AGAGAGCACAGGCCUGAGGGGGGUUGGCAAGGAGAGUGGCAAGGAAGUCUUAGAGUGGUGGAAGGGACAAGUGAGGCUGAAAGACAAGUAUGGCUGAGGCCAUCACCUAUGCAGACCUGAGGUUUGUGAAGGCCCCCCUGAAGAAGAGUGUCUCCAGCCGGUUAGAACAGGAUCCAGAGGACUAUGAGGAUGGGGAGCUCACCUAUGAGAACGUGCAAGUGCCCCCCGUCCCAGCGGGGGCCCCAAGCUUGGCUUCCUCUGGACCAGCUGACACAGCGAGGGUCAAGGCCAAGCAGCCAGCUAAGAGAUGCAUGAAGCUAUCAGCUAGUCAGGUUCUCCCCUGCCCCACCUCCACCUCCUGCUUGCAGUACCUCCUGCUCGGCCUGCUCCUCACCUGCCUGCUGUUAGGGGUGGCCACCAUUUGCCUGGGAGUGAGCUAUCUGCAGUUGUCUCAGCAGUUCCAGCAGGUGACCAGGAUUCUGGCAGCCACUAACAGCAGCCUGAGACAACAGCUCCGGGAAAGGAUAACCAAGCUGGGGCAACAGGAGGAGAAUCUGCAGGAAUACAGGAGACAGCUGUCUCAGAGUCAGGAGAUGCUACAGGAGGAACAGAGGGUUCACCAGGUAGCUGAGCAGCAGCUACAGGCCUGUCAGUUGGAUCGGGAGCAGACCAAAGAGACCUUGAAAAGGGAAGAGGAACAGAGACAAGCCUUGGACCAGAGGCUGAACAGCAUGCAGAACAGACUGAAGUCCUUCUCCACAUGCUCUACAUUAGGGGAAAUUAGGAAAAGAAGAACGGAAAAGACAUAGAAAUUUUUAGGUGAAGAUUGCUCACAAUUUCAGCAAAGCAGGAAGCAAGGCUGUCUGGUGAAGGAAGAGUGGAGAGGAGCAGGAGGGAGCCAGUGGCGAGAGGAAUGUGGCAAGGUUUUGAGUGGGUGGUAGGGAAAUGCUUUAGGGAGCAAAUGAGAUGAAUGAAUGAGAGACCCAUAGGGAUCUAGGUGAAGUUAGCUGAAAUGUCUCUGCUGAUGGUAACUCCAUGGCUACGAUAAUAAAUCUUCCAUUUUGGAUGUGGUGGUGCAGGUCUAGAAUCCCAGCACCCAGAUGGAGGAGUGGAGACCAGACUAAGCCACAUAGCAAGUUUCUGAGCUAUGUAGCUGCACCCCAUCUCACAAAACAAUGUUUGAGAAUAUAGCUCAGUGGAAGAACAUUUGCCUUGUACAUCUGAGGCCAUGGACUCAAUUCCCGGCACUGGAAAAGAAAUAAAAAAGACGACAAACCUGCCAGAUUGUUAAGAAGAAAUGCUGUUGAAUGUUCCUAAAUAUACAUAGGUAGGGUAUUUCCAAGAGAGGACAAAGAAAAAUUGCAAAGAUUAAGGACCAGAGAUCCACGAAGGAGCUGGGAGUAGACGUAUUGUUAGCAAGCAGGUGGCUGAACAGUCACGUUCAUCCCAAGUGAAGCUGCCAUCAUACUCUCUGCUUUGUAGAUUCUUGCUGUCCAGUGGGAUGGAUGCAACACCAGAAAAGCUGCUUUUACUUUUCACAUUUUCAGAAAACUUGGGAUGAGAGUCAAAAGUAUUG
Messenger RNA from Dipodomys ordii (Ord's kangaroo rat), 1576 nucleotides. It is a transcript of the gene Cd72, whose product is annotated as CD72 molecule. The record is from RefSeq and is a predicted model, not a curated record. The transcript has 7 exons. Gene Ontology annotation, cellular component: plasma membrane. Gene Ontology annotation, molecular function: transmembrane signaling receptor activity. The coding region runs from base 90 to 809 and encodes 239 amino acids. Lineage: Eukaryota; Metazoa; Chordata; Mammalia; Rodentia; Heteromyidae.